Molecule: messenger RNA, 2176 nt
Organism: Haplochromis burtoni (Burton's mouthbrooder)
Lineage: Eukaryota; Metazoa; Chordata; Actinopteri; Cichliformes; Cichlidae
Gene: shox2
Product: short stature homeobox 2
Exons: 4
Coding region: 1009-1698 (229 amino acids)
Biological process (GO): regulation of transcription by RNA polymerase II
Cellular component (GO): nucleus
Molecular function (GO): DNA-binding transcription factor activity, RNA polymerase II-specific; sequence-specific double-stranded DNA binding
Source: RefSeq, a predicted model, not a curated record
CCUUGAGAGUGAUCAGAUAUAUUUAAGAAGCAUUGAUUGUCAAUGACCUCGGGCAUCUGUACUUGCUAUAUUGUGAGGCCUAUGGGAACGUUUGAACUCAAAGAAGGCGUAAAAACACACCUGGCGUUCAAAUCGGUGGACUCGAGCGAUUCAGUACAAGUCCUGUCAUUUCUGCUGUCACUAACGUGUGAUCCCGCACACCAAUAUAACACAGGCUUACACCAGAAGGGACAAUUAUUUAUCACCGCUAUCCUCAAUAAUUUUGCGUUUUUAUGUAUAUAUUUAUGAUUGCAUAACCAAAACAUUAGCAGGUAAACAAACCGGUGAUGUAAAAAAUCGUACUUCCAACACUAAAGGCUGAACCAAAUAGAAAUAUUUACAUUUGAUUACGAUUUUCAGAGAAAAUUUUGCUUGACGUUUUAAUGAAAGUGGAGCAGAUGCUCGUGUGUCCCGUGCAAGCCUUCCCCACAGUGUUUUCUGAAACCUGGACAAAAUGUGACAACAUACUGGACAAGAUAUCUUAGAGCUGGGUGCUUGCGAAAAAAAGACAUCUGUUCGUCAUGGGCAGCGUGGUUAAAAGCGGAACUGCGACAAGCGUGUAUCAGACAUCCAACAGUGGGCACAGCGUUGCAUAUUUAUAAGCAGUUAAUAAUUAAAGAGCUUUAUGUAGCUCUACAAAACAUCCGAGGUCUGAUAGCUCUGUGAUAUUUGAGGGCACGUCUUUCUUUCUCUCUUUCUUUGGCGGUUGUAAGCUUUUAUUUAAUUGCUUUAUUUAAAUUCCUAGCUGAUUUUUGUGUGUGUUAGGUGCCCUUUAAUCUCCGUUUGCAUACCCAGGUGGGUGGCUUGUGUUUUUACCUGUUUAUAAUCUGAAUUAUGCGCUAGCCUAAACAUGACAGUGAAGCAUUUUUGCACAUUAAAAAAAAAGAAAGAAAGAAAAAAUAACACUUUUAAGCACUUUAGAAAUAUGCAGUCCAGUAAUAAGCAGGCUGGAGGUCACAGUACAGCCACAUGAUGUUGACGUCUCCUUCUUUUCUCGUCCGCACAACAGGCACCACGGAUGUAAAAGAGAGAAAAGAGGACUCGAAGCCCAUUGAAGACGAGACACAAACUAAAAUCAAACAGAGGAGAAGUCGGACUAACUUCACAUUAGAGCAGCUCAAUGAGCUGGAGCGGCUCUUCGACGAAACCCACUACCCGGACGCCUUCAUGCGGGAGGAGCUUAGCCAGCGACUCGGACUGUCGGAGGCCCGAGUACAGGUUUGGUUCCAGAACAGAAGAGCCAAAUGCAGAAAGCAGGAAAACCAAUUACAUAAAGGAGUCCUGAUUGGAGCAGCGAAUCAGUUUGAAGCCUGUCGUGUAGCGCCAUAUGUCAACGUGGGGGCUUUACGGAUGCCAUUCCAACAGGAUAGUCAUUGCAACGUGCCGCCCUUCUCCUUUCAGGUGCAGGCGCAGCUACAGCUGGACAGCGCCGUGGCGCACGCGCAACACCACCUGCACUCUCACCUGGCGGCGCACGCGCCCUACAUGAUGUUCCCUGCGCCGCCGUUCGGCCUCCCCCUGGCGACGCUCGCGGCAGAGUCAGCCUCCGCCGCCUCCGUCGUGGCCGCCGCCGCCGCCGCCAAGAACACCAGCAAAAACUCAAGCAUCGCCGACCUAAGACUGAAGGCCAAAAAGCACACGGCCGCGUUGGGACUGUGACCCCUCCUCCCUCUCCCCCCUUCCACUCUACUCCACUUCCCUCACCUCCCCUUCCCCCAGAGAGACGUUACAGGACACGAGGCGCGGACGCACUACGGAACUUGCGACUGAGAGACACUGAACUUUAACGCUUAUAAAGUGUGCGGGAAAAAAUAAUCCAAGGACAAAGUGAGAAAAAAAAUUAUCCGUGGACGUUAUUUAUGUUUUUAAAACGAAGGACAACGAACAUGACUAUUAAAUAUAGGCUAUUUAUGAGAAAAAUAAAAGGGGACUGUGACGUUAUAGCCUACCCAGACGUGGUUUUUGACGCCAAAAAACAAAAACAAAACAAACAGACAAACAAACAAACAGAAAAAGAUUUUAAAAAUACAACAAAAAAAAAAAAUAUUGGCGGAUGGGGUGGAUAGCAAGGCUAUACCCACCGCCUUCUCUCAGCAGCCACACGGCUGAGGAGGCCGGCGGGACACCUCGAGGAGCA